AUGCAACAAGACAAUUUGAAGAAUAGUGAACAAGAUAAAAGAGCAGCAUCCUUGAAAUACAGUCCAUUCCGUGUGUCUGAAGUUAAAGAUGCAGAAGCAGCAGUAUUGCUGUUACAAUCUACAGAUAAGUCUACUUUAUUAGGAAUUGUUGAGGCUCUGUCAAAAUAUGCUAGUACAUCAAAAGACAAUGUAAAAAUACUUUUUCACUUCAACGCUGUAAAUAAUGUUCUUCCUAUUAUUGAACAUGAAGAUAUAUUUAUUCGAAGAUUUGCCGGCAAACUAUUGGCAGAAAUGACAGUAGUACCAAACGUGACAAACUCUUUGAUAGAAUCCAAUUGUAUAGAAUAUUUUCUUAAAUUGUUAACAAACGAAAAAGACACUUUCAUGCAAGAAUACCUUUCUGCAAUACUCGCAAAGGUGUCCGAAGAUCCAUGUGGUAAUGGUCUUUUAGCAAAACAUGGCUCAAAGGUGAACUUAUUUUUUGAAGGAUUACAAUCACCAGACCCGGACGUAAAGAAACAUUAUUUCGAGAUUCUGCAUAAUAUAAUGCAGGAUCCUGUAGCUGCGCGUGAAAUUUCGAGAAGCGAGAAAUUUAGUUUCCCUUUGUUGUAUCAACAUUUUGAAUCGAAAUAUCCAGAGAUUCAAAAUCUCGCGCUAAAUGUAGUUGCCGAUGUCAUUAGUAGAAACAAAGAUAAAGAUACACAAUCUUUAUUUCUUAAAACAAACGGAGUUAAAAAUGAUGAGUGGAAUGAUUUGCACAUUAAAGCUCUAGAAAUAUUACGUUUUGCAACCGAGAAUCCAGUUAUCGUAGAUGAACUUAUUGACAGCGAAAGUAUUCCGCAGAUAUUAAAUUACAUAAAAUGUGCAAAAGAUCCGACAUUUGCAGAAGCGCUCAGAAUUGUUGUGCAUGUCGCAAACACCUCCAGAGGAAGAAAAGUAAUUUUGUAUAAUAUAAAACGCACAUAG
Messenger RNA from Solenopsis invicta (red fire ant), 966 nucleotides. RefSeq lists its product as uncharacterized. The record is from RefSeq and is a predicted model, not a curated record. The coding region runs from base 1 to 966 and encodes 321 amino acids. The transcript is spliced from 5 exons. Lineage: Eukaryota; Metazoa; Arthropoda; Insecta; Hymenoptera; Formicidae.